Octodon degus (degu) is the source of this 393-nucleotide messenger RNA. RefSeq names its product lymphocyte antigen 6E-like. The record is from RefSeq and is a predicted model, not a curated record. The transcript is spliced from 3 exons. Gene Ontology annotation, molecular function: acetylcholine receptor inhibitor activity. NCBI's taxonomy places the organism in Eukaryota, Metazoa, Chordata, Mammalia, Rodentia, Octodontidae. Bases 1 to 393 code for a protein of 130 amino acids.
AUGAAGGUCUUCCUGCAAGUACUGCUGGCUGCCCUCCUGGGUGUGGAGCAAGCCUGUUCCCUCAUGUGCUUCUCCUGCACCAAACAGAAGAGCAACUUCUACUGCCUGUGGCCAACCAUUUGCUCAAAACUUGACAACUACUGUGUGACCCAGUCUAUCUCUACUGGCACUGGGAAAAUCGUGGACUAUGGCUACAGCCUGAGCAAAGCCUGCUCUGCUAUCUGCCCCAUAUCAAGCUUUGACAAUUACGUGACAGUUGUGGACAACAAAUGCUGCUCAACCUCCCUGUGCAAUUUCAGCGCUGCUGGAAGUGGACCUCAGGCCAGCGCCCCACUGCUGAGCCUUGGGGUCCUGCUCAGCCUGCUGUCGGCCAUGCUGUGGCUGGGCCCCUGA